CAGGGCUCCGCCCCUCGCCUCGGCCCAGCCCCGGGGUCCGGGCAGAGGGUUCCAGUGUCCUCGGGCCGGAGUCUCCGUGCUGCUUGCUCUACGGUGCCGGCUGCGCGGAGCUGGGAUGCGCUGCGCCUGCUGCGGGUCCUCAGCAUGGAGACCAAACGCCUGGAGAUUCCCGGCAGCGUCCUGGACGAUCUCUGCAGCCGAUUUAUUUUGCAUAUUCCUAGCGAGGAAAGAGACAAUGCAAUCCGAGUUUGCUUCCAGAUCGAACUCGCCCAUUGGUUUUACUUGGAUUUCUACAUGCAGAACACACCAGGAUUACCUCAGUGUGGGAUAAGAGACUUUGCCAAAGCUGUCUUCAGUCAUUGCCCAUUUCUGCUGCCACAAGGGGAAGAUGUGGAAAAAGUUUUGGAUGAAUGGAAGGAAUAUAAAAUGGGAGUGCCAACCUAUGGUGCGAUCAUCCUUGAUGAGACACUUGAGAAUGUACUGCUGGUUCAGGGGUAUCUGGCAAAAUCAGGCUGGGGGUUUCCAAAAGGAAAAGUAAAUAAAGAGGAAGCACCCCACGACUGUGCCGCUAGAGAGGUCUUCGAAGAAACUGGUUUUGAUAUAAAAGACUAUAUUUGUAAGGAUGAUUACAUUGAACUUCGAAUCAAUGACCAGCUUGCUCGUUUGUAUAUCAUUCCAGGAGUUCCAAAAGACACAAAGUUUAACCCCAAAACCAGAAGGGAAAUUAGGAACAUUGAGUGGUUCUCCAUUGAGAAAUUGCCCUGUCAUAGAAAUGAUAUGACUCCCAAGUCCAAGCUUGGCUUGGCACCUAAUAAGUUUUUUAUGGCCAUUCCCUUUAUCAGACCACUAAGAGACUGGCUGUCUCGAAGAUUUGGAGAUUCCUCGGACAGUGACAACGGUUUUUCCUCAACUGGUAGCACACCGGCUAAACCCACUGUGGAAAAAUUGAGUCGAACAAAAUUCCGCCACCACCAGCAGCUGUUUCCUGAAGGUUCUCCUAGUGACCAGUGGGUAAAGCACAGGCAGCCUCUGCAGCAGAAGCCACACAGUAACCAUGUGGAAGCGUCGUCGUCGGACCCUUCCAAAGCAAAGAAUCAAAAUAUGAGAGGGAAUGGCAGAAAGCAGUACCAAGAUUCACCUAAUCAAAAGAAGAGAACAAACGGAGUUCACAGUCAACCAGCAAAGCAGCAGAAUCCCUUGAUGAAAUGUGAAAAGAAGCUGCAUCCACGAAAACUUCAGGACAACUUUGAGACAGAUGCCGGGUAUGACUUGCCUUGUUCUGGUGAAGACCCAUUGGCAGAACAUGUUGAGGGACACCCUGUGGCGUGUAACGGACAUUGCAAGUUCCCAUUUUCAUCCCGGACCUUCCUGAGUUUCAAGUUUGACCAAAAUGCUAUAAUGAAAAUCUUGGACCUUUGAUAGCAGCAAGUGUAUUGCAGAAGUCCCAUGAUCAGAGACCUGUCGCUUUGAGUGGUGUCUCCUCAAGCCUUACCUUUCUCAGGUAUCUGAAAGAAAUGCAGGGAGGCAGUUUCUAAAGAGGAUUUUCUGUACAGAAGAGAAACUAGAAAGAAACACAAAUUUGCACUGUAAAUGCAGUUAGAACUUUUUCUAUGGAUCUACCGUUUCAGUGUUUGCAACCAGGUUUUAGCAGCCUUUGGUUUUUGUCUUUUCCUUUUUGAGGGCAUUUAUUUUAUAUUCUGAUCAAGAAAAGAGCUGUUUUGAUUGAGUCAUCAUCAACAAGUAGCCAAGUGAAUAGGAGUGUUUCAUCUCCACAUCUUAGUGAUUGCAGUAAGUUUUCUUACUGAAAAUUUUAACGGAAACUUAAACCCCCAGUUAUUAAUGAGCAUUAAGAGCUGAAACAUGACGUCAGGAUUGCAGGCAUUUUGCUCAUUUCUCUGCUUCUAACCACCGAGAAGCUAAUCCUUCUAUUUGGAAUUUAUCAGUUUAUUUAGAACCAGCAUCUUCAAAACAAUACUCAUCUGCACAGUGAACUCUUGAGCACUUCAUCAGGACAAAGUCCACAGCCUGGAGAGGGGAUGAAUUAAAUGCUGUAAUUCCGAGCUGUGCUGUAUGCUGUCCCAGAACCUAUGAGUGCUGGAGCAGAAUGAAUGGAAGCCAGUUGCUGGCAGCUACUUUGGGUCAUGCUUGACCAUCCUGCCUCCAGGUGCUCAGUAUUGUGCAAUGAUUAUGCUCAUGUGAAAUAUCUAUACAUACUCUACUGUGAGUAUAUGUGGGAAACUACAUUCUUAGUUUUAUAUUGCAUCUCAGUGUUGAUCUGUGGAAGCUGAUGUCAUAUUAGGUUCCAGUUUGCUAUAAUAGCAGAGUGACAUGCUUUUUAUUAAUGUCUUGAAGCCCCCUCGGUUAUAAAGUGAGAAAAGAAGGGGUUAUGCAAUUUACCCGGUACAAAUAAAUAAAGCGUGUUGCUGGGGGACCCUUUAAGUAAUGUAUUUAGCUCACACCUAGGAAUGUAUUUUGUAUUUUGCUCCUUCGGGAUUCUUAAAUCCAAACAAGCAUGACAAUGCCCAUUUUGCAAAGGCUCAUCUGAAACUGAGGACAAUCACCAGAGCUUUAAGGAGGCAAUAGCAUCUUGGCUGCAUCUGACCUCGCUGAGAAUAUUUCCUGGGGGUGGGAUGGGGUGUUUGAGUGCAUGUGCACGUGCAUCUGUCAUGUGGGUUUUUUUAAAGUUGUUUUUUUUUUUACAAGUGGUAUCCACAAAGUAUAUCUCUGCUUAUAAAUAUUACUAUAGAAAUCUUUA
Messenger RNA from Peromyscus leucopus (white-footed mouse), 2755 nucleotides. It is a transcript of the gene Dcp2, whose product is annotated as decapping mRNA 2. Gene Ontology annotation, molecular function: 5'-(N(7)-methylguanosine 5'-triphospho)-[mRNA] hydrolase activity; manganese ion binding; RNA binding. The record is from RefSeq and is a predicted model, not a curated record. The coding region runs from base 145 to 1419 and encodes 424 amino acids. Gene Ontology annotation, biological process: deadenylation-dependent decapping of nuclear-transcribed mRNA; nuclear-transcribed mRNA catabolic process, nonsense-mediated decay. The transcript has 11 exons. Lineage: Eukaryota; Metazoa; Chordata; Mammalia; Rodentia; Cricetidae. Gene Ontology annotation, cellular component: P-body; cytoplasm.